AUGUUACAUCUACUGUCAGUGUCUGAAAGUAGGGACCACAAAUUAAAUUUAGCGCCUGGAUACAAAGGGAGUAAGAUUUACACGCGUACAGGCCAGCAAGUUUUUUGGCUUGGCGAGGUUCGAUCGAAUACCGUAUGUCAGGACUACAAGACCAUCAAGUAUGACUGUUUAAAACAGAAAAAGCUAUUCGAAGAUCCCGAGUUCCCUCCUGUCGAUGACGCUCUGUCCGAAAAGUCGCCUGAUGAGCCAGUUAUUUGGCUACGACCUCAUGAAAUAUGCGCCAAUCCAAAACUAUUUGUGGAGGGCCUGAGUCGCUUCGACAUACGACAAGGAGAUUUAGGAAAUUGCUGGCUGCUUGCUGCAUUAGCAAAUCUCACAAUGUACAAUUAUUUGAUGAAACAAGUGAUACCUAGUGAGCAGAGCUUCGAUGAGAACUAUGCGGGCAUUUUUCAUUUCUGGUUCUGGCAGUAUGGGCGUUGGGUGGAUGUGGUGAUUGAUGAUCGGCUGCCAACUCGCAAUGGCAAGCUGAUCAACCUGCGAUCCACAGCGGAGAAUGAGUUCUGGAGUGCACUGUUCGAAAAGGCGUAUGCAAAAUUGCACGGGUCGUACGGUUCACUCAAAGGUGGAUCAAUAAGCGAGGGGAUGGAAGACAUCACCGGUGGGGUGUCAGAGACAUACUCCAUGAAGAAAUUGCCGAAAAGCUUUUAUAAUAUCUUGCUGAAGGCCUACAAGAGGAACACACUUAUUGGUUGCUCUAUCCAAGUAAAUAAUUCGGAUUCCUAUCGAAAAAAAGCGGAGGGGUUGAUCUGCUGGCAUGCGUACUCUGUGACAUGCGUCAGAUUUAUUGAGACUAAGAAGUCAGUAAAAAUCCCAAUGUUGCGUCUGCGCAACCCCUGGGGCAAUGAAAAGGAAUGGAACGGCCCUUGGAGCGACAAGUCCAAACAGUGGCAGUCCCUUUCUGAUGAGGAGAGGCAAAAGGUCGGGUUGGUCGUUGAUUCCGACGGUGAAUUCUGGAUGUCAUACCAGGAUUUUAAGCAUCGUUUCACACACGUGGAAUUAUGUAAUUUGAACCCCGAUUCGUUACAUCUAGAGGAUUUUGAAGAGGAAAUCAAGAAAUGGGAGGUAACCGUGUUUGAAGGACAAUGGACCAAAGGCGUGACUGCGGGCGGAUACCAUGAUAUGCCACAUUUCCAUGUCAACCCUCAGUACAUCAUAAAAGUUGUCGACACCGAUGAAGAAGAUGACGAUGACUUAUGCACGAUAAUCGUGGCCCUGAUGCAAAAGAAUCGUCGUUGGAAAAACCUCCAGUAUCUAGAAGUAGGUUUCGAAAUAUAUCGAUUACCAGAAAAAGGUGUACCGAAACCAUUGAAUAUGAAGUUCUUCAAAGCGAACAAGCCCAUAGGACACUCAAGCAAGUCACGCAUGAGAGAAAUUAGCAAAAGAUUCAAACUGAAGCCCGGAUCGUAUGUCAUAAUACCGUAUACGUCAAAACCACAUGAAGAGGGCGAGUUCCUUCUUCGCGUGUACACAGAAAGUGUUCACGAUAUGAUAAAACACGAUAACGAAUUUGGCAAGGUUGAAGUAGAUGAAAGGGUAAAAGAUAUGCCGGUAGCUGAAUUAGACCCGACGUUGAGCAUGUUCAAUCAAAUGGCUGGUAAUGACAAUAAGCUUGAUUGGGAAGAGUUGAAGGCUUUACUUGAUGGUCCUUCCAGAGCUGGUGGUAAGAAAAGAGGAUAA
Molecule: messenger RNA, 1737 nt
Organism: Achroia grisella
Lineage: Eukaryota; Metazoa; Arthropoda; Insecta; Lepidoptera; Pyralidae
Product: calpain-A-like
Exons: 15
Coding region: 1-1737 (578 amino acids)
Biological process (GO): proteolysis
Cellular component (GO): cytoplasm
Molecular function (GO): calcium-dependent cysteine-type endopeptidase activity
Source: RefSeq, a predicted model, not a curated record